UUUGAAUUUGCAUCUCUUCAAGACACAAGAUUCAAACAAAAUUCACGAUAAAUUGGAUUUUAAAUUACCUUCCUUUCAUUUAUCCUUCAUCUUUCUUAUGUGGAUAUGCAAGCGAGAAGAGGAGCUUGGACAUUCCCAACAUGCUCACUCCCUUAAUCCGAUCGUCUAGAGGUUUGGCUUCUACAAACCAAGGGAGUCGACGAGUUGAAGAUGAAGCCCAGAGCAGAGUGCUGUUCACCCAAGUUUUGGUUGGUGUUGGCUGUCCUGGCCGUGUCAGGCAGCAGAGCUCGUUCUCAGAAGAGCCCCCCCAGCAUUGGCAUCGCUGUCAUCCUCGUGGGCACUUCAGACGAGGUGGCCAUCAAGGAUGCCCACGAGAAAGAUGACUUCCAUCAUCUCUCUGUGGUGCCCCGUGUGGAGCUAGUAGCCAUGAAUGAGACCGAUCCAAAGAGCAUCAUCACCCGUAUCUGUGACCUCAUGUCGGACCGAAAGAUCCAGGGGGUGGUGUUUGCUGACGACACUGACCAGGAAGCCAUCGCCCAGAUCCUUGACUUCAUUUCAGCCCAGACUCUCACCCCCAUCCUGGGCAUCCACGGGGGAUCCUCUAUGAUCAUGGCAGACAAGGAUGAAUCCUCCAUGUUCUUCCAGUUUGGUCCAUCUAUUGAACAGCAAGCUUCCGUGAUGCUCAACAUCAUGGAGGAGUAUGACUGGUACAUCUUUUCUAUCGUCACCACCUACUUCCCUGGCUACCAGGACUUUGUGAACAAGAUUCGCAGCACCAUUGAGAACAGCUUCGUGGGCUGGGAGCUAGAGGAAGUCCUCUUGCUGGACAUGUCCCUGGAUGAUGGAGAUUCGAAAAUUCAGAACCAGCUCAAGAAACUUCAAAGUCCCAUCAUUCUUCUUUAUUGUACUAAGGAAGAGGCCACCUACAUCUUUGCAGUGGCUAACUCAGUAGGGCUGACUGGCUGUGGCUACACGUGGAUUGUGCCUAGUCUGGUGGCAGGGGAUACAGACACAGUGCCCUUGGAGUUCCCCACCGGGCUCAUCUCUGUGUCCUAUGAUGAAUGGGACUAUGGCCUCCCUGCCAGAGUGAGGGAUGGAAUUGCCAUAAUCACCACCGCUGCUUCUGACAUGCUGUCUGAGCACAGCUUCAUCCCGGAGCCCAAGAGCAGUUGUUACAACACCCAUGAGAAGAGGAUCUACCAGUCCAAUAUGCUGAAUAGGUAUCUGAUCAAUGUCACUUUUGAGGGGAGAAAUCUGUCCUUCAGUGAAGAUGGCUACCAGAUGCACCCGAAACUGGUGAUAAUCCUUCUGAACAAGGAGAGGAAGUGGGAGAGGGUGGGGAAGUGGAAAGACAAGUCCCUGCAGAUGAAGUACUACUUGUGGCCCCGAAUGUGUCCUGAGACGGAAGAGCAGGAGGAUGACCAUCUGAGCAUCGUAACGCUGGAGGAGGCUCCAUUUGUUAUUGUGGAGAGUGUGGACCCUCUGAGUGGAACCUGCAUGAGGAACACAGUCCCCUGCCAAAAACGCAUCGUCUCCCAGAAUAAAACAGAUGAGGAGCCAGGUUACAUCAAAAAAUGCUGCAAGGGCUUCUGUAUUGACAUCCUUAAGAAAAUUUCCAAAUCUGUGAAGUUCACCUAUGACCUUUACCUGGUCACCAAUGGCAAGCAUGGGAAGAAAAUCAAUGGAACCUGGAAUGGUAUGAUUGGAGAGGUGGUCAUGAAGAGGGCCUACAUGGCAGUGGGGUCACUCACCAUCAACGAGGAGCGAUCCGAGGUGGUCGACUUCUCUGUGCCCUUCAUAGAGACCGGCAUCAGUGUCAUGGUGUCACGCAGCAAUGGGACUGUCUCACCGUCUGCCUUCUUAGAGCCCUUCAGCGCUGACGUCUGGGUUAUGAUGUUUGUGAUGCUGCUCAUUGUCUCAGCUGUGGCUGUCUUUGUCUUUGAGUACUUCAGCCCUGUGGGUUAUAACAGGUGCCUCGCUGAUGGUAGAGAGCCAGGGGGCCCAUCUUUUACCAUCGGCAAAGCUAUUUGGUUACUGUGGGGCCUGGUGUUUAACAACUCCGUCCCGGUGCAGAACCCAAAGGGGACCACUUCCAAGAUCAUGGUGUCAGUAUGGGCCUUCUUCGCUGUCAUCUUCCUGGCCAGCUACACUGCCAACUUAGCUGCCUUCAUGAUCCAAGAGGAGUAUGUGGACCAGGUUUCUGGCCUGAGUGACAAAAAGUUCCAGAGACCUAAUGACUUCUCACCCCCUUUUCGCUUCGGGACGGUGCCCAAUGGUAGCACAGAGAGGAAUAUUCGCAAUAACUACGCAGAAAUGCAUGCCUACAUGGGAAAGUUCAACCAGAGGGAUGUGGAUGAUGCGUUGCUCUCCCUGAAAACAGGGAAACUGGAUGCCUUCAUCUAUGAUGCAGCAGUGCUCAACUACAUGGCAGGCAGAGACGAAGGCUGCAAGCUGGUGACCAUUGGCAGCGGGAAGGUCUUUGCUUCCACUGGGUAUGGCAUUGCCAUCCAAAAAGAUUCUGGGUGGAAACGCCAGGUGGACCUUGCUAUCCUGCAACUCUUUGGAGAUGGGGAGAUGGAGGAGCUGGAAGCUCUCUGGCUCACUGGCAUUUGCCACAAUGAGAAGAACGAGGUCAUGAGCAGCCAGUUGGACAUUGAUAACAUGGCAGGAGUCUUCUACAUGUUGGGAGCAGCCAUGGCUCUCAGCCUUAUCACCUUCAUCUGUGAACACCUUUUCUAUUGGCAGUUCCGGCACUGCUUUAUGGGUGUCUGUUCCGGCAAGCCUGGCAUGGUCUUCUCCAUCAGCAGAGGUAUCUACAGCUGCAUCCAUGGAGUGGCUAUCGAGGAGCGUCAAUCCGUGAUGAAUUCCCCCACCGCGACCAUGAAUAACACCCACUCCAACAUCCUGCGCCUGCUUCGCACGGCCAAGAACAUGGCCAACCUGUCCGGGGUGAACGGCUCCCCGCAGAGCGCCCUGGACUUCAUCCGCCGCGAGUCCUCUGUCUACGACAUCUCCGAGCACCGCCGCAGCUUCACACAUUCCGACUGCAAGUCCUACAACAACCCGCCCUGCGAGGAGAACCUCUUCAGCGACUACAUCAGCGAGGUGGAGAGGACUUUCGGCAACCUGCAGCUGAAGGACAGCAACGUGUACCAAGACCACUAUCACCACCACCACCGGCCCCACAGCAUCGGCAGCACCAGCUCCAUCGACGGGCUCUACGACUGUGACAACCCGCCCUUCACCGCCCAGCCGCGCUCCAUCAGCAAGAAGCCCCUGGACAUCGGCCUCCCCUCCUCCAAGCACAGCCAGCUCAGCGACCUGUACGGCAAGUUCUCCUUCAAGGGUGACCGCUACGGUGGCCACGACGACCUGAUCCGCUCCGACGUGUCCGACAUCUCCACCCACACCGUCACCUACGGCAACAUCGAGGGCAACGCGGCCAAGAGGCGCAAGCAGCAGUACAAGGACAGCCUGAAGAAGCGGCCGGCCUCGGCCAAGUCCCGCCGGGAGUUCGACGAGAUCGAGCUGGCCUACCGCCGCCGGCCGCCCCGCUCCCCGGACCACAAGCGCUACUUCAGGGACAAGGAAGGGCUACGGGACUUCUACCUGGACCAGUUCCGCACCAAGGAGAACUCGCCCCACUGGGAGCACGUGGACCUGACCGACAUCUACAAGGAGCGGAGCGACUCGGUCAGCGGAGGCGGGCCCUGUACCAACAGGUCUCACCUCAAACACGGGGCCGGGGACAAACACGGCGUGGUCGGCGGGGUCCCGGCGCCUUGGGAGAAGAACCUGACCAACGUGGAAUGGGAGGACCGCUCCGGGGGCAACUUCUGCCGCAGCUGCCCCUCGAAGCUGCACAACUACUCCUCGUCGGUGGGAGGGCAGAACUCGGGGCGGCAGGCGUGCAUCCGCUGCGAGGCUUGCAAGAAAGCGGGCAACCUGUAUGACAUCAGCGAGGACAACUCCCUGCAGGAGCUGGACCAGCCGGCGGCCCCGGUGGCCGUGACGUCCAACGCCUCCACCACCAAGUACCCCCAGAGCCCCACCAACUCCAAGGCCCAGAAGAAGAACCGGAACAAGCUCCGCCGGCAGCACUCCUACGACACCUUCGUGGAUCUUCAGAAGGAAGAAGCCGCCUUGGCCCCGCGCAGUGUGAGCCUGAAAGACAAGGGCCGGUUCGUGGAUGGGAGUCCCUACGCCCACAUGUUUGAGAUGCCAGCUGGAGAGAGCACCUUUGCCAACAACAAGUCCUCAGUGCCCACUGCCGGACACCACCACAACAACCCCGGCGGCGGCUACAUGCUCAGCAAGUCGCUCUACCCUGACCGGGUCACGCAAAACCCUUUCAUCCCCACUUUUGGGGACGACCAGUGCUUGCUCCAUGGCAGCAAAUCCUAUUUCUUCAGGCAGCCCUCGGUGCCAGGGGCGCCAAAAGCCAGGCCGGACUUCCGCGCCCUUGUCACCACCAAGCCAGUGGUCUCGGCCCUUCAUGGGGCUGUGCCAGGCCGUUUCCAGAAAGACAUCUGUAUAGGGAACCAGUCCAACCCCUGUGUGCCUAACAACAAAAACCCCAGGGCUUUCAAUGGCUCCAGCAAUGGUCAUGUUUAUGAGAAACUUUCUAGUAUUGAGUCUGAUGUCUGAGUGAGGGAAGAGAGAGGUUAAGGUGGGUAUGGGAGGGUUGGGCUGUGGGCCUGCGAUGGUGGGCAUGUCACGGAGGGUGACGGGGGUGAACUUGGUUCCCAUUUGCUCCUUUCUUGUUGUUUUAAUUUAUUUAUGGGAUCCUGGAGUUCUGAUUUUUCGGAGGGCAACCCUGGUGACCAGCACCAUCUCACCUCCCUUUCCAGUUCGCUCCUCCUUUCCCCAUCUGUCAGUCAUUCCCGUUCCCAAGAGAGGAUGCAGUGGGUUCGCUCAGCAAGGGAGGCCAAAGUGAAGAAAGGAAGUGGCUGCUUGUGAGCUUCCUCCUAGUAUGGAAGGACUCUGUCACCCACUUCGAGUGAAGCAAGGAGAAGCAAAAGGAGGCCACGGGAGCACAGGAUAGCUCUUCCCAAACUGAUCUUUAUGUUUAGAUGAGGCAGCAAAAGCAUUCAAAUAAGACCAUUUAGCAUAUUUGCCUGUGAAUGAAGAGAGGCUUUUGCUAAAUUCUUGUGGUUUUGAUGGCAUCUGUUUAGGGAUCAUGUGCCAAGCAGAGGCGGGGAGGCCAUGUGUGUUGGUAUAUAAGCCAAAAUGUUUGCUUCAAUUCCAUGAGACUCAUCAGUGGUGAACAAAGGUCAUUGGUAGAUGAUGGAAAGUACAUCAUAGCAAUCUUUCAUGGUGCCUUAGAGGCAAGAGAGGGUGGACUGACUGUGUGUGCAUGUGUGUGCAAAUACACUUGCACAUAUGUGAUCUGUACACACACAGAGUCUGGGGCCUAUAAAUGUAGAGAAGGCAACCAAGCCUCAUGUUUCUUUCAAUAUUCCUCAGCAGUGUGCUUGUUUUGGCUUAUAUACAAACAGAGAUGGUCAUAUGUUACCUGAAUGUUGGCUGUCUCAUCCCUUCACCCUUCCUGAAUGAAGAGAAUGGAAGUUCUUGUCAGAGAAGAUUCUGUGGUCUAGACAAAAAGGUGGUAAACAAUCCUACAAGAGCAAGGUACAAAAGUGAUUUCUCCAGCUGCCAAUACUUUCAACUGGUUUUGGCCAAGAACUUUCCAGGAAGGCUAAAGGGAAGUAGAAGUAGCCAUGAUCCUCUAGAGAGCAAAAGAUUCUAUAAAGCUCUCUUGAGCUUUAGACCCUCAGCUGGUCAGGGUUUGGGGAGGAGCUAAUUAAGGCUUUGGAAAAUAGGGGAGUAGUUUGUGGUAGGGUAAGUGAGAGAGGGGGAUGUUUUCAAUGCUUUGAUCCCUUCUUACUUAACCUGGAGCUAGGAGAGCAGGCUUGUUCCCUCAGAAUCGAUCACAACUGGUAGGUAAUAGGUAAGAGGCAUGAGCUUGCUCAUGAGUAUAGCUCAGGAGGCAUGGAGGGAAGGGAAGAGAUUUGGAAGUGGGGAGGAGAGGGGUACACCCCUACUAGCCAUUGGGUCUGGCUCCCUGAGAAUGUGACAUUGAGCCCAAUGUGAACACUCUCGGUAGAAGCCCUUCCACCUUCCUGCAACACCUCCUUUCUCUCCCAGAGUAUACCAUU
Molecule: messenger RNA, 6158 nt
Organism: Myotis lucifugus (little brown bat)
Lineage: Eukaryota; Metazoa; Chordata; Mammalia; Chiroptera; Vespertilionidae
Gene: GRIN2B
Product: glutamate ionotropic receptor NMDA type subunit 2B
Exons: 13
Coding region: 211-4647 (1478 amino acids)
Biological process (GO): monoatomic ion transport; long-term synaptic potentiation; excitatory postsynaptic potential
Cellular component (GO): postsynaptic density membrane; plasma membrane; NMDA selective glutamate receptor complex
Molecular function (GO): NMDA glutamate receptor activity; transmitter-gated monoatomic ion channel activity involved in regulation of postsynaptic membrane potential
Source: RefSeq, a predicted model, not a curated record